Messenger RNA from Prorocentrum cordatum, 1199 nucleotides. NCBI's taxonomy places the organism in Eukaryota, Dinophyceae, Prorocentrales, Prorocentraceae. The record is from the annotation of a GenBank genome assembly.
CGCCGCGCGCGGGGCGCCUCCAUGGCCGCGGCCUCCUCGAGCUCCACUGCGCCCGCGCCCAGCUCGCCGGGGGCCGCCGCGCUGCCGGCGCAGGCGCCCGCGGCGGGCGAGGGCCGUCCGGAGCCGCCGCUCGUCGCCGGCUGCCAGGUCUUCGUGCGGGAGGCGUUCGAGUACCCCGAGUACCAGUUGGCAAAAGAUUUGCUCGGCGUCGUGCUAAAGAUCGAUGGAUGUGGCGACGUGUUCAUCAACUGGCAGGUAGUCGGCAAGAAGUGGGUGCUCAAGAGGGACCUGUUCCGCAUCGGAGUGAAGCAGGUCGUGCAGAGCCCCUCUGCCGCGCAGGGCCCGGAGAAGGCGAUACCGACCUUCACGUUCAAGACGAUCGUCGUCGGCGGGUAUUCAGUCGGCAAGUCGAGCUUGGCGUUGAGGUUUGUUAAAGGCGUAUUCAAGCAGGGCAUCGAGCCCACGAUCGGCGCGACCUUCAUGACACAGACGGUGUUCCUGGACGACAUGAAGGUCAAGCUGGAGAUUUGGGAUACUGCCGGCCAGGAGCGGUACAAGUCCUUGGCACCGAUUUAUUUCAGGGGGGCCGCGGCGACGAUCGUCGUGUACGACAUCUCGAACAAGGCCUCCUACGACGCCGCGAGGACGUGGGUGCAGGAGAUCCGGGAGGAGGCGCAGAGCACGUCGGUCUUCCUGGUAGGGAACAAAAAAGACCUGGGCGCCCAGCAGAGGAAGACGCCCAGGGCCGACGCCGAAAAGUAUGCCGAGGAGGCGAAUCUCAUGUACAUGGAGACCUCCGCCAAGACCGGGGACCCGAUUGGGUUGAAAAUGCAGCUGGGCCCAGGUAUUGUUGCCGAGAUUCUGAUGAAAUGUCACCAGCGUGCGGGGUGCAGCAGGCCUUUCAGCGGGCAUCCUCGGUUUUGCCUCCAGCCAGGCCUGAGAUGUUACCAGUUGCAUUGUUCUUCAUAUGAUUGUCCAGUCUCGUUUUUAGUUCUCUAUCCAACUCCACCCCACUUAGGGCAGUCAGCAAAUGCAGAAUUUUGCCGUCCAGUAUAGUUUCUGGUGCAACUACCGAUUUGUCCCUACCACGGUUGCCAACAAGUCACAGCAUGGCAUGAGCAGUCGGGCAUUUUUUUUCUAUCGCGGUUGAUCGAAGGCAGCUUUUGAUGCGGCCUACGAAGCAAAGCGAAAUCCCGCCC